Molecule: messenger RNA, 771 nt
Organism: Abrus precatorius (Indian licorice)
Lineage: Eukaryota; Viridiplantae; Streptophyta; Magnoliopsida; Fabales; Fabaceae
Product: ethylene-responsive transcription factor LEP-like
Exons: 1
Coding region: 1-771 (256 amino acids)
Biological process (GO): regulation of DNA-templated transcription
Molecular function (GO): DNA binding; DNA-binding transcription factor activity
Source: RefSeq, a predicted model, not a curated record
AUGAACCAAUAUAAGACGUCGUCUAAGGCGAAGAAGAAGCAAACGACAACGACACAAGAGGUCCAGCAUACGGCAUGGGGAGGAAGGUAUCUUGGAGUAAGGAGGAGGCCAUGGGGAAGGUAUGCGGCAGAGAUUCGAGACCCUUCCACAAAGGAGAGACAUUGGUUGGGCACUUUCGACACCGCAGAGGAAGCUGCCCUCGCAUACGACAGGGCAGCACGCUCCAUGCGCGGGUCACGUGCCCGCACCAACUUUGUCUACGUGGACACUCCACCUGGCUCAUCCGUCACCCCAAUCCUCUCCCCCGACCAACAACCUCUCCCUCUUCCCCAACAACCCGACCCGGUUCAAACAUUCGACCCGGUCGGCCUCCUCGGGAUUGCGUCCGGUUCUUUCUCGUACGGUUAUGGACACGGCGACCAAUAUAGUACCCAAGGUGCUCCUGCUGCAGCCAGCGUGGCAGGUUCCCAUUUCAGCCAACAGGUGUUUCUCGAUGAUGAUAAUAAUAAUAAUAAUAACAAUAAUAAUAGUAGUGGUAGCACGAUAGAGCUUCCUCCUUUGCCACCGGAUAUUACCAGCUCUAUGGGUUAUGAGAUGGAGCAGAAUCAAGGGUUUUAUAAUAGCGGUUAUUAUUGGGAGCACAACGUUGAGGAUAAUUUUUACAUGCAUAGGAGUCCAGUGUUGAGCGAGAUGGCAUCAGUGUCAGAGAAUAUUAAUGUGGCAGCAGAGCCUGAAGUUUUUUAUUUCGGGAGCUCCUCUUAUUUCUUCUGA